AUGCCUGCCUCCGCGGCAGGGAGCGGCGCCGAUGCCGACGCCGCAAAACUCGCCGUCUGGAAGGAGGCCCUGUACGAACGGUGCAAGGAAGCAGGGCCCGGAAACGACCUCUUCUCCCAGGAUGACCUGCUGCGGCUCGACGUCAUCCCGAACAAGGAUCUGCUCCUGCUGGCGCGGGUGGUGCAGUCCCUCAGCGACGACAAGCUGUUCAUCACCAUGAGAGAGGCCAGCGGCCAGGUGCUGUGGAAAUGGAGGGAUGCGCAGGAAGCUCACAAGUAUAAGCAGUGCUCCACCGACGAGCAAGUCAUGGUGUAUUCGUUGAUCGACGACUCCGGCGGCGACGGCAUCUGGUCGCAGACGCUUCAGAAGCGCCUCAACAUGCACGAUUCGGUGCUCAAGAACGCCCUCAAGCAGCUCCAGGCAAAGGGGCUGAUUGCGCCGUUCAAGAACGUCGAGCACCCCAACAAGAAGAUGUACAUCAAGGCAUCCAUCCGGCCGAGCGAGCGGGCCACCGGCGGGCCCUGGUACACGGACCAGAACCUCGACGAAGCCUUCAUCGAAGACUUGCAGCGCGUCGUGUUCGACUUUGUCAAGCGCUCCAGCGCCUACGUCAGCACCCACUCCGGAUCCAGGACCCAGGCGCCGAAAAAGGGCGUCGUCAAGGGCGCCGUCAAGGGCGCCGCCGUCGACAAGGGCAGGAAGCGAGACGCCGACGAGAUGAGCAGGCCGCCCGCCAAGGCGCCCAGGACGUCGGCCGGCGCGCCGCCGCCGCCGCCGCCGCCGAGACGCGGAGCCGCCCUGCUGCCCCUGCCCGCUGGCUACGUGGGGUACCCGACCGUCCGGGACAUCGCGCGGCUCCUGUCGAGCAGCGGCAUCACCAACAACACCAUUCUGUCCGAGGACGACGUCAAGAAGCUGGUUGACGUGCUGGUGUGGGAUAACCUCGUCGAGCCCGUCAAGGUCGCUGGCAAGCUUGGCUACCGCGUCGCCCGCGUCGCCAAGCAAUCCACCGAAAGCUGGGCGGGGAGGGAGGAUCCGACGGGGCGAGAUGCCGGCCCGGAGCCAUACGUCAGCCCUUACACGGAGGCGCCCUGCGGGAAAUGUCCCGUGUUCGAGCUGUGCGAGGAGGGCGGGCCCGUCGGCCCGAGCAAUUGCGAGUACUUUAAGAGAUGGCUCGGCUUGGAUCUGGAGUAG
Molecule: messenger RNA, 1194 nt
Organism: Ustilaginoidea virens
Lineage: Eukaryota; Fungi; Ascomycota; Sordariomycetes; Hypocreales; Clavicipitaceae
Exons: 2
Coding region: 1-1194 (397 amino acids)
Biological process (GO): transcription by RNA polymerase III
Cellular component (GO): RNA polymerase III complex
Source: RefSeq, a predicted model, not a curated record